Messenger RNA from Vittaforma corneae ATCC 50505, 810 nucleotides. RefSeq lists its product as uncharacterized. NCBI's taxonomy places the organism in Eukaryota, Fungi, Microsporidia, Nosematidae. Bases 1 to 810 code for a protein of 269 amino acids. The transcript has a single exon. Gene Ontology annotation, biological process: protein folding. The record is from RefSeq and is a predicted model, not a curated record. Gene Ontology annotation, cellular component: endoplasmic reticulum membrane.
AUGACAGUCCCAAGAUAUAUCUGUUCAGAAAUUGAUCUGCCUCUUUGCAAAACCUUGGGAAUUGAACAAACCGUUUACAAUGCAUUCAGCACUACUAUUCUCGGACUUCAAAUUAACUCUCCAUAUAGUCUUGCAUUGCUUUUAAUUUCAGUAGUAUGUGCUAAUAGAAUGAUAUCGCACGUGGAUUCACUAUACUCAUCCAUUGGAAGAGGUGAGAUGAAGACUUUUUUUUAUUUAUACAUGAUUUCCAACUCGCUUCUCGUCUGCACCCUUUGUUUUGACAAACUUUUGGGUGAUGAUGGUCUUAAGUUCCUAAAUGUGCUACAAGCAGCAUUCCAAUCAACCAUGUUCUUCAGCCUAUUUACAGGCGGGAUGACGAUAGACAAGAUUUACGGAGUGUUUGGCAUGAAGUCUGCAAGUGUUAUGCAGAUUCUUUCGACAAUAUACUUUGUGAUGAUCAGCACCUUUAUAUAUAUCUUCGUAGCGAUUAAAAAUAGAGAGUUAAUAACAAUUUUAGUAUCAAUAGAAACAGGAUGUAUAGUGCUGUAUUUGGGAUCUCAGAUCAAGAAUUUAAGGAAGAGCAACGGUGAGAUAUGGGGAUACGGUGUUCUUUGGGUUAUUUUUAUGUUUUUCGUGAUGUCUAAAAUACAUACUGUUCUGUGUGCCAAUCUUGUUGCAAGACUUAGUGAAAGAAGCCUCGACAAUAUGUUUUUCAACAUCUGCUAUACAUUCUUAGUUGUAAUGAUGUGCCACAAGUUUUGGUUGAGUACGUAUGAUUUUGAGCUUGAAUGCCUGGCACUAAACGUGUAA